ACCGAAAACAAACAUGGCGUCUUCAGUGGAUGUAUCGAGGUUUGUUUAUGUAUUAUCUAUUUCUUCCAUAUUAUAGUUUUGGCUCACCCGCCAAAAAGCUUGUUAUUAUGACGAUUACGCAGAUCGGUUCGCAUACGACCACAGUCGAACUCAAGGACGGACCGGAAGUUUGUGAGUUUAUUUGAACACAAACAUCCGCCUCGCUAACGUGUGCAGAUAGCAUGGAGCUACACUGACAGUUUCAGCGUUAGCUCGUUGUUUUAGGUGAUGUAUUCAUAAUUCUCGUCGCAUCUAUUGCGUCUCGACUAAGAACUGAAGACAUCGGGCUGCCGUUCUCUGGAGAGACAGAAAUGUAGUAUUUUCCAUGAAGCAAACCAGUCACCAUGGACUUUGUCUAGGUGUGGAGAUCCGAUGGCUCUAAGCACAGAUAAGCAGAACUUAACACUGUGAUAUGUUACAAUGGGUUUGGUGAAUCUGUUUUUUUCCACUGCCGCAAAAUGUCUGGACGCCGUGUUUUUGCUUCUGGACCUGAAUUUUGUGAUCGUCCACAGCUUGGUGCGAACUGUCCUGGCUGUUAUUUCCUUCAUUAGCAGUAUCCCCACUCUUCUUCUAUACUUACUGCUGGAGACUUGUAAUUACACCUCGCUAUGCCUGCUGUCCAUUGCAGAAGCCACUUCAGAUAUAGCCCACGGAACAGUGACUGUAUUCGGGAGCUUGCCACUGGCAGUGGAGGGGCUCCUGGAGAGUCUAAAGAUGGUGGGUUACCUGUCCAUGCACAUCCUGAUCCGUGGGAAGGAUCACCUUUGUCGGGGUCUGCUGUCUCUGCAAGAAGGAUGUGGUAUUGUCAUCAGUCUGGUGGUUUACUUCACCAACACAGUGGUCAACUUUGUACUCAUUGCCAUUCAAAACCUAUACCUGGGGGCUGUCAGUGUGCUACAGACUGUGUCCAGUCCACUGCACAAAGUAAUGGAGCUCACACUUACCACUCUCACCUUUCUCUACAGCUGUCUAGCUGGGACCACAGCAUUUUUAUGGGAGCCCUUUAAAGUACUUUUAGAUUUUUUCAUCUCAUUGGUCUAUGUGUUCAUCAAAAUCUUUAUGCUGAACAUUUAUGGCUUCCUGCUAACUGUUAUUAUAGCUGUGACUACGACUGCCUAUUUGAACCCAGAGCUGAGGCGUCAGGCAGCUUCAUGGUUUGUGGAAUAUAUAAACUCUUUUCCUUUAUUUCAUAGACUGUGCCGAUUUGUAGAAUCUAUUGGUACAAGUUUGCACACCGCCCAGUGGUAUGUAAACGACACAGUGCAGCGACUACAAAGAAUAGUGCACCAUGUGUAUGUUUUGGAGAGGCGACUGUGGCAGCAGGUGUCCCGACACAGUAGUCAGCUGCUGGAUCUGAGAGCUCGGCGCCCUGAUAGGGCGCACAGAGCAGGAGGUGAUGGUAUUGCUGGACAGGAAGAGGAAAGACGAGACCCACCUGAUGGACGAGCUAAUGAGAACACAAACCAGGGGCAGUCAGACUCAGCAGUGCCCUCCUCUAGCACACACAAAGCUCCAAACAAACACAGCAAAGACAAAGACUGUACACCUGAGGAAGAUCUGUUAAAAUUCCUUAAGGAACAGGAGGAGAGGAAGAAGUGUGUGAUCUGCCAGGACUCUACCAAAACUGUGGUUCUGUUGCCCUGUCGGCACCUGUGUCUAUGUAGAGACUGUACUAACAUAUUACUUGGACAACCCAUCUAUCAACAGAACUGCCCACUGUGCCGUCAUAUGAUCCUCAAUACUAUGGAUGUGUAUUUGUAAUUGUGGGGCUACUUUCCUUUAAAAAAAAGAAAAGUAUACUUAUUUUAUGCCACUUGGAAAUUGAACAAAAGGCCAAUGAUUGUUUGAAUGUUUAAAUGGUUGUGGUAAUAGAGGCCUUAAGAAACUGUUGAUGCUGUAAUUAACAACCAUUUUAAGUAAAUUGGGCUUCUGUUUUUUGCAAAUCCAAGCUGUGAAGGGGGAACAAAACAACGCUAUAUAUGCAGUGCACAAUAAUUUUUGUACAGCAGUAUUUUUAGUCUGUUAUUGAGGUUUUUAAAUACUUGUACCAUUUGCUUCAUUCUGUCAGGAUUAAACCAGUUAUAAUUUUAAAAAGAAACAUUGAUUUUGUUGUCUGUCACCUCCAACUAAAUGCAGUUAUUUUUGUGCAUUUGGCAUAAUUCGCUUUUCAAUGAGAGGUAUAUUACGGUCACAGAAUCUAUAAAAGCUGCUUUUUCACCAUUACUCUUGUGAGAAGGCCAUUUGCAGUUUUAAGGGGACUAUAACCAAACCAGGCCGAGUUUGUUAUACAUUUUAAGUUGGAAGUUUACAUUGGACAACUACCAAUAUUAUUCCAUUAUUGCUCAUGUGAAUUAGGUGAUGUUGGAUUUAAAGAAGUGUGCCAUUAAUUAAAUUCAUGCAAAUAUGUUGAUCCACCUUUUUUUCAUCUUAUUUUUUAUAUUCAUUUUCUAUUUCUGUCUGUUAUUUUGUAAAUUAGUGCCAAAGGACAAAUAAUGGCAAUGGGUCUUCCAAAUGUUCCCUUUAAAGAGGCCAGACUGUUGUAACUAGAAUUAUUCAGGAAUUCCUAAAAUGCUGAAAGAAUCUGAGAGCUGUUUGACAUUAAUAUUGUACUGAAAAUAUGAAUGUAAAGAUUGUUUGACCUCUUAAUAAACCAUUCCAGCUGUAAUUCUCAUAAGCAG
Messenger RNA from Periophthalmus magnuspinnatus, 2717 nucleotides. RefSeq names its product ring finger protein 26 (gene rnf26). Bases 460 to 1800 code for a protein of 446 amino acids. Gene Ontology annotation, biological process: protein ubiquitination; ubiquitin-dependent protein catabolic process. The record is from RefSeq and is a predicted model, not a curated record. Lineage: Eukaryota; Metazoa; Chordata; Actinopteri; Gobiiformes; Gobiidae. Gene Ontology annotation, molecular function: ubiquitin protein ligase activity. The transcript has a single exon.